AUGGAGGAGAGUUUGCCGAUCGUGUCAGCAACUUCUUUUUCACAAUCUCUUUCUUGCUCUCUUUUUCUCUCCUUUUGCAUUUUUGGGGCUUUUUUUUCUGCUUUUCUUUCUUCAAUUUCUCUGUUUUCCUUCUCAUCUCUCUAUUUUCCCUUUCUUUCAAACUCACCUUUCCUUUCCAUUUCUUCCUUUCUUCCGGACUCUCCCUUCCUUCCUAUUCUUCCCUUUUCCUACCUUCCUGACUCUUUUUUUCCUUCCUUCUUUCUGUCUUUCCUUCCUUCUUUCUUUCUUUCUUUCAUAGAACCUCAUUUCUUUCUGCCUAUCUUCUCGCCUUUUCUUUCUUCCUUUCUUCUCGCCUUUUCUUUCUUCUUUUCUUCUCGUCUCUUAUUUUUUCCCUUUCUCCUUAUCUUUCCUUUCUGUCUUUCUUCUCCUCUUUUCUUCUUUCUUUCUUCUCGUUCUUUUUCUUUCCUCCUUUCUUCUCGUCUUUUCUUUCUCUUCUUUUUUUUUUCCUUUUUUUCUUUCUUUCUUCUUUUUUUUUGCCUUUCUUUUCGUCUUUUCUUUUUCUCUUCUUUUCUUUCCUCCUUUCUUCUCAUUUUUCUUUCUUCUUUUCUUCUCUUCUUUUCUUUCCUCCUUUCUUCUUCAUUUUUUCUUUCCUCCUUUCUUCUCUUCUUUCUUUCCUCUUCUCUCUUUCUUUUCAUCUUUUCUUUUCUUCUUUUUUUCUUGCCUUCUUUCUUUUCUUUCUUUCUUUCGUCUCUUCUUUCUUUUCUUUCCUCCUUUCUUCUCGUCUCUUCUUUCUUCUCUUCUUUUCUUUCCUCUUUUCUUCUCGUCUUUUCUUUCUGUCUUUCUUUUCAUCUUUUCUUUCUUCUUUUCUUCUUGCCUUUUUUUCCUUUUUUCUCGUUUUUCUUUCUACUUUUCUUCUCUCCUUUUCUUUCCUCCUUUCUUCUCGUCUCUUCUUUUCUUUCCUCCUUUCUUCUCGUCUUUUCUUUCUUCUCUUCUUUUCUUUCUUCCUUUCUUCUCGUCUUUUCUUUCUUCUUUUCUUCUCGUCUUUUCUUUCCUCCUUUCUUUUCCUCUUUUCCUUCUCCCUCUCUUGUCGUCUUUUCUCUACUCCUUUCUCUCUUCAUACUUUCUCCUCACCCUCCCUUUCCUCUUUCACACACCUAUUUCUUUUUCUCUCUUUCCCAAUAUAUCUGUGAGAAAAUUGUCCUACUUCCUUACAUUUCAUCUAUCUAUCUAUCUAUCUAUCUAUCUAUCUAUCUAUCUAUCUAUCUAUCUAUCUAUCUAUCUAUCUGUCUCAGUCUGUUCAUUAUUUAUCUAUCUAUCUAUCUAUCUAUCUAUCUCAGUCUGUUCAUUAUCUAUCUAUCUAUCUAUCUAUCUCAGUCUGUUCUUUAUCUAUCUAUCUAUCUAUCUAUCUAUCUAUCUAUCUAUCUAUCUAUCUAUCUAUCUAUCCAUCUAUCUCAGUCUGUUCAUUAUCUAUCUAUCUAUCUAUCUAUCUAUCUAUCUAUCUAUCUAUCUAUCUAUCUCUUUUCAUUAUCUAUCUAUCUAUCUAUCUAUCUAUCUAUCUCAGUCUGUUCAUUAUCUAUCUAUCUAUCUAUCUAUCUAUCUAUCUAUCUAUCUAUCUAUCUAUCUAUCUAUCUAUCUAUCUAUCUAUCUAUCUAUCUAUCUAUCUAUCUACACCCUCGUGCAAAUUAA
Molecule: messenger RNA, 1686 nt
Organism: Acanthosepion pharaonis
Lineage: Eukaryota; Metazoa; Mollusca; Cephalopoda; Sepiida; Sepiidae
Source: the annotation of a GenBank genome assembly